AUGGGCGUGAAUCAUGGGUGGAGGGCCCUGCUUGGACAGACACUGGUGAGCGUGCAACGCGAGACAGUGAAUGUGGUAGGAAAGAGCGUGUGCUGGGAGCUGUUUGGAACGCUGCAUCGCCUGAUCCGUGGCCAUGACGCAGCUCAGGUGGGAUCAAACUACACCAGCACAGGACGAAACACAAGCGGCGGCGCCCGCUAUGCACACGGCGCAACCUCCCCGGCCGCAGAGCGAGUGCUGAAGCUCGCCGUGAACGACACGCUGCUUGCUGCGGAGGCCCUCGUGCACUCCCUGCAGGUCAAGCACGUGCACGUUGUACUUGAGGGCAUGCACCCUGCCAAGACCACCACGCAAAUGAAGCGCAGGAAGCGCGCGGGGGUCAGGCCCACAGAUGAGCUGGUGAACACCCUGGCCACACUGUUUGUGCAGCGGUUCCCUGGGCGCGUCACCAUCCACCACCCACCACACGACGCAGACAGCCAGCUGGCGUACCUGUGCGCCGCGGGGCUUGCGGACUACGCCCUCGUGCCGUCCAACGACAGCGAUAUGGCGCUCUUCCACGGCAUGGAGAACAAGCUCAUCGUCAGCCCGUCCUGGUCCACGGAAAGCACGGGCAUCGAGGGCGUGGUGUAUCGUGGCACCAAAGGCCACCUCGAGGGGUUCAGCGUGGAUAUGCUGCGCUGCUUUGCCGCCAUCGUUGGCUGCGACUUCUUCAAGUGCAAGACGUUUGGGUUGAUGCGGGCUGCGCAUCUCGUUCGCACGGAGUGGCGUGCUGACCUCACACCGCAAGACAACUGCGCUCGCAUCCAGGAGGUGAUGGGCUCAGCAUUUGAGCCGUCAGACGCGUGGCAGGUGAACACGCUCUCCGAGGCCUACAGCUGCUUUUCCUGCCAGCUCGUGCGCACGCCGAGCGACGACAUUCUCACCGUGGACGAGGCAUCCGGCAUCGCCGCCUCAAUGCUGCCCACCCCUGCGCCUGCGCUGGCUGCGUCGAGAGCCGUCCACCUCCAACAGCUGGCGGCCGACGCGGAGGCGAUGGCACACUAUGCGGACUGUGCUGACAGUGGUGGUGGCCAACACCAGCAGCGCGUGCAGAGCAUACGCCAUAUCGGUGACGGUGCGUUGAGCGAACGUGUGCAAGGGGACGCGAUGGGGACAACAGUGGGGGCGAUGCGGCAGACCAGAGGCGGGCUGAUGUUUGAUGGGCGCACACGUGAGGCGCGGCUUGCUGCCUCCUUUGCCGGCAUGGCGAACACCGCUGCGGAUGUCGAAGACACCAUGCAUGGCACACGCGCACACGGGGCAACAGCGACAAACAAGUCAACAUCGUUAUCAUCAUCAUCGUCAUCGUCAUCGGCAUCGUCAUCAACAGCACGAGCGGCAACAGGGGUCGGCACAGCAGCAGGACGGAUGAGAAGCGUGAUGGAGGAAGAGCGGUUUAUGAUGGAGGCAUUUGCGGACGAAGACAUCCACGCUGCUCUUAAUGACGAUGAUAUUGACGCUGAGGAGUGGAACACCGACGACGACGACGACAACGACGACUACGGUUACGAUGCUGACAUCGAUACCAAUGACGCUGUUGGUGGCAACGGUCGCCCUCGUGGCCGUGGUGGUGCCGUUGUUGGUGGUGACGGCGAUGGUGAUGGUGACGCUGAUGGCGAUGAUGAUGAUCAUGGGCAGGAAGAGGAUCUGGCGACGGCGUUUGCGUCCAUGACAGUGAAUGGCAGUGCCGAUGGGAGCGAUUGUGCUGUCAGUGGAAGCGACGCCGCCACACGUGCGAGCACUGGCCAGCAGCGGCAACGGAGAAUACGACACGGCACUGCGGCCAUGGACGUGUUGCUGGAGCGCCACAUGCGUGUGAUGCGAAGCAAGUGA
Salpingoeca rosetta is the source of this 1875-nucleotide messenger RNA. RefSeq lists its product as uncharacterized. The transcript has a single exon. Lineage: Eukaryota; Choanoflagellata; Craspedida; Salpingoecidae. Bases 1 to 1875 code for a protein of 624 amino acids. The record is from RefSeq and is a predicted model, not a curated record.